Chondrus crispus (carragheen) is the source of this 654-nucleotide messenger RNA. RefSeq lists its product as hypothetical. The record is from RefSeq and is a predicted model, not a curated record. Lineage: Eukaryota; Rhodophyta; Florideophyceae; Gigartinales; Gigartinaceae. Bases 1 to 654 code for a protein of 217 amino acids. Gene Ontology annotation, molecular function: protein-folding chaperone binding. The transcript has a single exon.
AUGGCGGACAAUUCCAAAGCUCUUGAUGUACUUGGAGGACCGAUGAUAACGGUAUUGCAUGGUCGAAAGCGCUACGUCGUGAAACUCGAAACCACAAGCAUGCAGCUGAUGAGGGAAAUCGAAAAAGUUACCUCCUUAAAACCAGAAGACCAAAUUCUUCUUAUCAAAGGACAGAAAGUUACAAGUGAAAAUGACAUCGACCUCGCAUCGCAAGGAUUGAAGGGUGGCAAGAAAGUUAUGCUGUUAGUCAGGAGAGAAGGUCAUAGUGCAAAUGGGCCCUACUCUUCUGAUAGCAGCUGUAGUGAAGUUGAAGAGAUGUGCCAGCGGGUGCGAGCCGCUAUUUCAAGGCUUGACUCGGUUGAAGCUGAACUACAGGAUUUAAAAAAGACUGCACAACCACCAGAGGGCCAUAAGAACAUGGCUACAGGGAAUCUGGGCUCUCUGAAACAAAGACUGAGAGUGAUCUCAGAAACGUGCAUGGAAAUGCUGCUCGCUCUUGACAGCGUCCAAGAUGAAAAGGCGAUCGCAACUUCGACACCACCUGCAUGGAAACUAGAAAGAAAGAGUGCCGUCGAUCGUUUGCAUCAAACUUUGAACGUGGUCGAUAAUCUUUCGCAGGGACUUAAUCACUUGCAGCAGUCACUACCACAGUAG